Molecule: messenger RNA, 4873 nt
Organism: Anopheles coluzzii
Lineage: Eukaryota; Metazoa; Arthropoda; Insecta; Diptera; Culicidae
Gene: S
Product: protein Star
Exons: 5
Coding region: 1011-2843 (610 amino acids)
Source: RefSeq, a predicted model, not a curated record
CACACUACCACAAGUUGCAAAGGUACGCGAGAGCAUUUGGAUAGACCAUUUUUUGUUUCCUCAACCUCAACCGGAGUGCGAAACUCGUCGCGGCUCUGGUUUUCCAUUUUCCGGCCCAUCCAACAACGCAAGAGAUGGCCAGCGAAAGCGUUUAGUGUGUAGUCGGUUCCGCCCCAUCCGCCCCUUUUCCCUCGUGUUUCAUCCCCUGUGCCGACGGACAAGAAAGCAUCCCCCAAAAAAGGUGUUCUUCGUGUGCUUGUGUUGCCUGCUCCUUUCCCCCACCACACAUAUCGGCCGUCCCUGAUGCAUUCGCUGUGUUAAAGCAUAGCCGCCGUGCAUUAGUCCGAGGUGAAACUGCGCGCUCCGUAGUGCCAAAUUUGGGUUUCGAAGUGCUGUUGGUGACGAUUGCCCGUAUUUGCCAUUUGACACGAUUGUUGCACUGCUGGUGCUAACCUAACCUUUCCCAUCACGCAACGCAGUGCCUUCUGGUGGUGGUGGUGGUGGUUGUCGUCGCCGCCAUUCGAGUCGUGUGGUUUGUUGUGCGGAAUAUUAUUGUGUUCAGUUGAUCGACGAUUGACCUAGUUGUGCAGUGCUGAAAGUGUUCGAAAAGUGCAUCUAAAAGUCCCCAAAACUCCCCCGAGCCAAAAAAAGGCAACGCGAAAAGCGCAUCCCAAAGGCUGUGCUGUGUGCGUUUCACCUUUUCCUUUUCUCACAUCCAUAGUAGAAACAGUCCACGCUGCAGUCAACGCUGACGCCUCUGUCCCGUGUGGCUGUGUGCGUGCGUGUGUAGGUGUGUGUAGUGCAGUGAUCCGCAGACUUGUUUCUCAUACCCACUGGUGGCCCGGUGGUUGGCCGCAGGGCGUACAGAUCAACCCGAAAAGAGGAGGCAGCGUGCAGAAAAGGCCGAAAAAGAAGCAGCAGCAUCAGCAGCAGUUGUGUGGCUCAAGCGACGCUGAAAUUCUUCUUAGCGUGCGACGCGCUCCUCCCCGCCCCCCCCCACCAGGUAUGGAAUGAGGACGAAAGUCCAGGAGAAGAAAGGAAAAAUGUCAACGGAUGAGCAACAGCAGCAACAGCAGCAACAGAAUCAAAUCCCCAACAUUGCCGGAACGAUCCUGAUCGGUGGCAUCGGCGGUGGCCUCGAUGGUGGUCAGCACAAGCAGCAGCAGCAACAGCAGCAGCAGCAGCACCAGGCACAGUCCCAACACAAUCCGCACCAGCAGCAGCAGCAUCAUCUGCACAGCUACAGCCACAUACUACCUCAUCUGCAUCAGUUCAGCACGAUGACCGGGUCGAAUCCGGCCAGCCUGACCGGCGGCACGAAGCUGCCCGCCAAAAGCUCCCCGCUCGGGCCGUCCCCCUUCCGGCAGCUGCUCCCAGUGACGCUCUGCAUCAUAUCGUUCGCCACGGUGCUGAGCAUACUGAUCAUCUACAUGGACACGACUGAGAUACGCCACCAGCAGUUCCGGCUGAACAUGUCGCGCGACUACGACCUGAUGGGCGUACCGCAGGACAACCCGGCGCUGGUCAAGUACGUACGCGACAUACACAUGAAGAAGUACCCGAUGACGUUCAUGCGCAACGCGAACGCACCGGUCGAGCAGCUGAACUUCACCAACCGGCACGAGCUGACACCGGAGAUGGCACACCUGAUAUCGGACCUGCUCGGCCGGAAGCGGUUCGGGACGUUCUUCCAGUCGCUGACCGGCAACAGCGACUCGAUGAUGACGGCCCCAUGGCUGGCGGAAACGAUGAACUGGGGCGGCUACCUGGUGGAACCGGAUCCGCGCAAAUACUUUUCGCUGCGCAAGCAGAACGCCUUCCGCUCGAACGUGCAGGUCAUCCAUGCGUGCCUGUCGCCGAACACGUACCCGAAGGAGGUAACGCUGCACCACGACGACGACAGCGAGGUGCAGAUCAACAGCGUGCUGGACGAGGAGACGGAAUGGUUCCAUCCGCGGGUCAAGUGCUUCCCGGUCUACACGCUAAUGCUGGCCGUCAAUCGAACGUCGAUCGAUUUGCUUAGCCUUGGCUGCCACGGACAGGAAUUGCAGAUUCUUCAAACCAUUCCAUUCGACCGGGUGCACAUCAAGGUCAUCUCGAUCCAUCUCGUGCACUACUUCGAGGAGGACGAAAUGAUGAUCGACGUGGACGAGUACGUGCAGAGCAUCGGGCGCUUCCUGAUGAGCAAAUCGUACAAGCUCGUUCGCAGCAUGGAUCGCAACUUUAUCUACCAGCAUCUGUCCGUGCUGUCGGCGGCCAAGCAGCGGCAGCGCCAGCAGCAACAGCAGCAAUCCUUCUCAGUGGCCGAUCAUAUGCUAGCCUCCUCGCAGCAGCAGCAGCAGCAGCACCCCGUCCCUGCACGCAGUAACGCUAUCAGCUCGGGCGAGAAGCCGGACGCGACGAUGGCUAUCCGCAAGGGUCAGGAAAUUAGCAGCAAUAGCGGAAAGAUACCCAUGUCACUGUCGUCCGCCGCGACAACUACGCCAGCACCGGCAACGACCACAUCAACCACGGCUGUACCAUCGUCCACCGCUGCCAGUGCGACCGAUAGCUCGGAACGAUUCGACAAGCUAAUGCUGUUGCGCGGUGGCGACUCGGAACCGUUCGAUGCAAGCGAUUCGGAGUUUGCCGGCAGUUCCGACUCGAGUGCAAUGGAGAGCGGGUCCGACAGUGAGGACGAAGCGCAACAACAACAGGCCGAACAAGACAAGCCGGCGGAGGUUGUUGAUCUGGAGCAAACGGUGUCACUGAUGGAACCGCUCGACGAGACAGAACUCGAGGAUGGGUCGGUACGUGUGGCCGGAUCAUCAUCACCGCCUCCGAUGGUGACGUCGCUGAAAUGAGCGGAAACGGUGUUGUUACCUACCAUGCACCAACUUCCCUCAGGAGAGCCAGUACGCUUGAAUCGGAUGUUUUUUCUUUUAAAUACUUAAAGCUACCAGUCCAGCAUUCCACUUUCUUAUCGUUUUACACCUUAACCGGUUUCGAUGGGCAGGCGCGCGGGCUGCCCAUUUAGCCAGAGACCAGUCGGUGAUAGAGAAUUGCCUUAAAUAAUGUUUGAUGUUUUAAUUUUUCACUUCAUAGUUUUUAAUAUUUUUUUUUUCUUUCGGGGCGUACCUUGCGUGUACAGAGAAAGAGCAUAAAUAAUACUUCUACGCGGUAUUACCUCUCUCAGACGGAUCUGAACAGUGAACUAAACAGAAUCUUUUGAACGAAUGGUAACAUGCAUUUAAGUUGCUUCACUUUUUUUUGAGGAAUUCAUUUUCAUUUUGCAUUAAAUAAGAUUUUCAUUUUAUACACAUUUUUAUCGUAAUUGUACUUUUGCCUACAAAUUAAAACAAUAUCAGUGUGGGUUGCAAACGCGUGACAGCAAUUUGAAAGUGAGAUAGAAUAUUAUUGAUGAUGAAAGCGAAUGGGAAAUCGUUUUAUCUGAGCAGAGAGCAAGCAAAACAAUCCUCGAAUCAUUGCCGAAAAAGCAAUAAGAAUACACAAUUCUUUCAACUAUAUUUAGAUAGCAGCAGUACGUUACGUUACUUACGAUUAGGAAACUUUUAGUUUUAUUUCUACAACACACACAUACACACACAGAGUUUUAGUCUAAAUUUCACUAUCGGAACAAGGAGCGAGGAACAAAGCCCUAUUAUUGGGAAUAACCGUGCUCCCCUCUUAGAAACAUUGAACAUGACGAUGACGGCUGCAUUUGUGAGAAAAGCGCAACGAUUUGAACAGAACAAUCGAGCAAAACCUUGUUGGUUCGAACAAACAUUGAUUCCUUUCGAUACAAUUAUUACCUGUGCACUAGUUCGAAGCGUAUUUACAGAUAGUUUAUAUUUGCGUGGAAAGAGCAUUGCAUUUGGUGGAUAGGUUUUGUUAAAAGUUUCGGCGCAAGGGAGAACUGCAAAUUUGAAAUCCCGUAAUGCGAUAAUAUACGGUUAAAAAUUAUAUACAUAUAUAAACUCCCUAUACAUAUAUUUAUACACACACAAUUACAAUCGUUAACGGAUGCUCUCUUAAAUUUCAAUCGUUUCUCACCGUUGUUAGAUGUUAGAAGAGUACGACCGGCCGGUACGUCUCGCCCGUGCUUAACACCCGAUACACAUAUAGAUACAAUGUUACGUACUUUUGUUCUGUUCCGGGUUUGCUUCAUCCGGUGCAGAAAUUUAUAGCGAAGGAGGUGGGUAGGAACCGGCCACCAACACAUUAAAAAGCUCAACGACUCUCUGCUAGUGACUUACCAUAUCUGGAAAUGAUUCCUAUUUUAAAUAUUGCUCAGAAAAGCGGAAUAUGAAGAGAGAAACACAAGUGAACCUGAUAUCAGCGGUUGUCAUUGGAAGCGUGAAAUCAAAUCGAAUGAAAACGAACGCGACUUUAGAUAGCAAAUGAAUGUGCACGACUAAGGGGAAAGAUUUUGAAACCCGCAUUUGGUUUCCCAUCUUCGCGAGCGAGGAUCGCGAACGAUCGCACCAACGUGUUGAAUCUCCCAACAGAAGAGAGAGAGAGAAAAGAAAGAAACACGCAACUGAAAAGUAAACAAUCGGAACACAGAGUGAGAAGUGAUGUAGUUUUAUACAUUCGCACCACGGUUCAAUGUCUCGUUUUGUUCGGUCCGGUGUUUCUACAGUAUCCGCACCGUGAACGCCGUCGUGGUGGAUCCCUUUUAAUCAUUAAGCAAAUAAUUGUAAGAGCAGAACGGUGUGCGGAUGGAUCUGUCCGUGAGGUGUGGAGUUCACCUUGUACCCUGAUACUACUAUUAUUAUCGAAUAUUGGCGAACGAUUGGCGCGUGAAGAGAAAGAAAGAGAGAGGAAGAAAAACGAAUAAUCUCGGGAACAUGUAAUAAAGACGGACGAUACAUUUCUUUUUACUUUAAACUAA